AGGAGUCGACGCAAACUCUGUGCGCCUGCGCGCUGCCUGCUCACUCAGCCAACAUGGCGCCCGUGGAGCACGUUGUGGCCGACGCUGGGGCUUUCCUGCGGGAUGCGGCUCUGCAGGACAUCGGGAAGAACAUUUACACCAUCCGGGAGGUGGUCAGUGAGAUUCGGGACAAGGCCACGCGCAGGCGGCUCGCGGUCCUGCCCUACGAGCUGCGGUUCAAGGAGCCCUUACCGGAAUACGUGCGGCUGGUAACUGAGUUUUCAAAGAAAACAGGAGACUACCCCAGCCUCUCUGCCACGGACAUCCAAGUGCUUGCGCUUACAUACCAGUUGGAAGCAGAGUUUGUUGGGGUGUCUCACCUAAAACAAGAACCACAGAAGGUUAAAGUGAGUUCAUCAAUUCAGCACCCAGAAACACCUCUGCACAUUUCUGGUUUCCACCUUCCCUCCAAGCCUAAACCCCCACAAGAAACAAUAGAGAAAGGACGCCUAGCUUGUGAGCCUGAGAACCUGGAAUUUAGUUCCUUCAUGUUCUGGAGAAACCCUCUGCCCAACAUCGAUCAUGAACUGCAGGAGCUGCUGAUUGACAGAAGUGAGGAUGUUCCAAGUGAGGAGGAGGAGGAGGAGGAGGAAGAAAACGGGUUUGAAGACAGAAAAGAAGACAGCGAUGACGAUUCGGGUGGCUGGAUAACCCCCAGCAACAUCAAGCAGAUCCAGCAGGAGCUGGAGCAGUGUGACGUCCCCAAGGACGUCCAGGUCGGCUGCGUGACCACAGACUUUGCCAUGCAGAAUGUUCUGCUGCAGCUGGGGCUGCACGUGCUGGCGGUGAACGGCAUGCUGAUCCGCGAGGCCCGGAGCUACAUCUUGCGCUGCCACGGUUGUUUCAAGACAACCUCUGACAUGAGCCGAGUGUUCUGUUCACACUGUGGGAACAAGACCCUGAAGAAAGUGUCCGUGACUGUCAGUGAUGACGGCACCCUGCACAUGCACUUCUCCCGCAAUCCCAAAGUGCUGAACCCCCGAGGGCUCCGGUACUCACUUCCCACUCCCAAAGGGGGCAAAUACGCCAUCAACCCCCAUCUCACCGAGGAUCAGCGCUUCCCCCAGCUACGACUCUCCCGAAAAGCCAGGCAGAAAACCAAUGUGUUUGCCCCCGACUACAUCGCUGGGAUGUCACCCUUCGUAGAGAAUGACAUCUCUAGCCGCUCAGCCACACUGCAGCUCCGGGACAGCACCUUGGGAGCUGGGCGGAGACGCUUAAAUCCCAAUGCUUCCAGGAAGAAGUUUGUGAAGAAAAGGUGAAAUGCGAGUUCCCAUAGACAGACUGGAUGGCUGUGGUGGCUGCUAAGGAGUUCCAUUGUCCCAUUUCCCCAGGCCGGUGUCACAGUGCAGCCUUGCCUGGCCAUGCUCUGCUGGGUCAGCAGGGAACUGGGCCGUCUGUAGCCUGUGAAAAUGCGGACCGCCUGGCCACCUGCCACAUGAAGGAGAAUUAGAUAAAAACAGAAAGACCACCACCCUGGAUCCAAUCUUCAAGAAAGGACUUUGCAAAGGAGAAUAUUUUUCUAAUAAAUGUGGCUGCAAGCUCCAGCGCAUUUUUAUUAAAUAGGCCAAAUUUCUGCUGCUUAGGUCAUGUCAAGGCCAACACUUGAGCUGCAUGCUCAGAGAUCAAGCAUUGAGAUUUAUCUUUCUGCCAGAAAAUACAAGGUUAUAAUAAAACUAAGGACUACCAUUUUCUUUUCCUUUUCACCUUUUUUUGAGACAAGUUUCCAUCAUUCUGGAAAGUGCAGUGUGGUGAGCUCCCAGACGGCCUUUCACCUGGAUUCUCCACGGUUCUGCCUCAUCUGCUUUUUCUGCACACACAGUCACAAAAUAUGAGUCUCCUAGGAAAAUGAUAUUCUUUUACAUAACCACAGUAGAGUCAGCAAAUUCAAGAAGUAUCACGUUGGUACGUUACUAUUACCUCGUAUAAUCAGCACUGGAAAUCACCCUGUAUCAGUUCAUAGAGAUCUUCAUUUUUCAGCUGCCUCGUAUUGUCAAGAGCUACCAAACAAACUCUCUGUUAAGUACUUACCCAACUUUAGCCUAUUUAAUCCAUAGAACGUUAAUAAAGGGUAUGGCUGCUGUUAUUUCAA
This is a messenger RNA of Cebus imitator (Panamanian white-faced capuchin), 2131 nucleotides long. It is a transcript of the gene NOB1, whose product is annotated as NIN1 (RPN12) binding protein 1 homolog. Gene Ontology annotation, molecular function: RNA endonuclease activity. Lineage: Eukaryota; Metazoa; Chordata; Mammalia; Primates; Cebidae. The coding region runs from base 54 to 1301 and encodes 415 amino acids. Gene Ontology annotation, biological process: maturation of SSU-rRNA; ribosomal small subunit biogenesis. The transcript is spliced from 9 exons. Gene Ontology annotation, cellular component: preribosome, small subunit precursor. The record is from RefSeq and is a predicted model, not a curated record.